Messenger RNA from Camellia sinensis, 345 nucleotides. NCBI's taxonomy places the organism in Eukaryota, Viridiplantae, Streptophyta, Magnoliopsida, Ericales, Theaceae. The record is from RefSeq and is a predicted model, not a curated record.
AUGAUAGAAGCUCUCUCAAAGAGAAUUCAUUAUGGUAAAUUUGUAGUAGAGGCUAAAUUUCGAGCUUCACCAGAUGCAUAUGAAGCUGCCACUAGAGCACAAGAUAGGACUCGACUGAUGGAUUUGCUGACAUAUCCCAUUGUGGAAGAGGCAAUAAAGACUAGAGUAGAGAUGGAAGCCAAAGCUUACGGAAAAGAGGUGACUGAUAAUAAUAAUGUAGAGGAAGACGGAGCUGAUCCGAUAUACAAAAUAAAACCAAGCUUGGUUGCUGACCUAUAUGGGGACUGGAUCAUGCCCUUGACAAAGGAAGUUCAAAUUGAAUAUUUAUUGAGAAGGCUUGAUUGA